Paramecium octaurelia is the source of this 740-nucleotide messenger RNA. The record is from the annotation of a GenBank genome assembly. NCBI's taxonomy places the organism in Eukaryota, Ciliophora, Oligohymenophorea, Peniculida, Parameciidae.
AUGAAAUAUUGCAUAUUACUGUUCUAUCUAGCUUUUGUAGCAUCAUCAUUUAAAGUGAAUAGAGAUGAUCAAUUCAUCUUAGAUUCUGACGGUUUAAGACGGGUAUUCCAUGGGUAAUCCUUAUAUUCAUACUUAGUGUAAAUGUAGUUUACAAAUUGCCCCCAUAUUAUCCACCAGUAUCGGAAGGAUUUGAUUCCAAUGAUUCACUCUCCGAUUUUGAUUUGGACAAUUUAGUCUCUUGGGGCAUGACCUUCAUAAGAUUGCAUGUGGCAUGGGAGGGAGUUGAACCAGUUCGAGGAUAAUACAAUUUCACCUAUUUAGAGGAAAUCGACAAAAUAGUAAAGAGAUGUGAGGCCAAAGGAGUAACAGUAUUACUAGACUCCCAUUAAGAUGUAUUGAAUAGAUUCUUCUGUGGAAAUGGAUUCCCUGAUUGGACAAUAGCUAGAAUUAAGUCAAAAGAAUUUAGAUUCCCUUAUCCUUACAUUUUCUCCAAGAUGCACACCGAUGAGGAAGGAGUCCCUCUGAUUGAAGAUUGUUUGAAGAAGAAGUUCCUUCUUUAUUAUGUAACAGCAGAGGCUUCCAAAACAUUCUAAAAUCUUUUUGACAAUAAAGAUGGAAUAGCUGAUGCUUUUGCUGAAUACUGGGGAGUAGUUGCUAAUUACUUUAAAAAUCAUAAGAAUGUCAUUGGAUAUGAAAUUACAGUUUAUAUAUUAAUUCAAGUACAAAGUAAUUGGAAUUGA